AUGGUUCUGGGAAUGGAUUCAUUAAUCCGGAUUGGGAGGAGGAUCUAUAACUAUAAGCAUACAAUUGGUAAUCGGUCAUCGGCUCGAGUUUCCGACGAUGAUCGGAGCAAGCGUUGCCAUUCUCCUGCUCGUCAACUUCCCCGGCUUAUGCUCCGCUCCACUAGUCGAAAACUCAACAAUACACAUCGUAAAGAUCAUUGUUUUCUCAGUCUAAGCGACGAAAAGAUUUACAAACUAUCGAGUCCCUCUUGUAAUAACGACUGUGUUGGGUCGAUCGAGGGUUGGUUAAUCGUGGUUGAUCAUGAAUUCGUCCAGCCGGCCGAGGGUUUCAGAUCAUUCCAGUCAUUGAAUAACGAGAGCCGUAGUUCUUUUGGUGCUAUCUACUUCUUGAAUCCGACAUCACGCGAACGAGUUAGAGUUAUGCUUCCAUCGCAAUUCAACUUUCCUUGCGGCAAGGGCAACCAACAGUCCUUCAAGUUCAAGAAAAUAGUAGCCUCUUCAGCACCAACGAGCCCGCAUUGUGUUGUGGCAGGACUUUGUUCGCAAGACUUUGACGACCAAAAAAAGGAAAAAAGACUUUGUUCACAAGGCCGUUUGGCAAUUUGUAGGCCUACUGAUAUGUCAUGGACUCUAAUUGAAGGUUGGGAUGUCCGAGGGCUCGACUUUUGCGACAUAGAAAUAAUUGACGGGAAAUUAUACGCGGCAACAAGAGAGGCAUCGGAGUUUAUCAUGGCGUUUGACAUCGAAGAUGCCAUGAAAAACGUUGGUCAUCCUAACUAUGCUGUUGAAAAUUUGGUUAUGCGUAAGCCCGGGCCAAUUCCUUUACAAAUUACCACAAGGGACGAUGGAGAAAUCAGAGACGACGUUUACCUAGCAAAAGAUGCUGCAUCGAAGGAGCUGUUCAUGAUUUUCCGCGGUAAUAGCUUUGUUCGUGAGAAGGAUUCGAUAAUCUGUUGGUCGGACAUCAAGGGUUGUGACAAUUUCGUUAUUCCGCCGGAGACUUUUGGAUUUCAAGUGUUCAGGUUGGAGUGUGCUGGUAAUGGUCAUGAAUGGGUGAUAGUUUCGGACCUUGGCGAUCGAAUAUUGUUUGUGAGCAAGGCUAGCAACAUGUUCCUCUCUGCAACCGAUACUGUUUGCGAGAAGACACUUGAGAGAAACUGCAUUUGUUUUGCGUUCGAUAAUUUCUGCUCGAGUUCACCGUCGAGGGGGCGCGAUAUUGGGGUGUUUUCGUUGACAAACAAGAGCAUCAUGAACUUCAACUGCCUCAAGGAUUUACGUGGAGAAUUAGACGCUCCACCUAUAUGGUUCACAUCAAAUAAUUGA
Molecule: messenger RNA, 1323 nt
Organism: Malus domestica (apple)
Lineage: Eukaryota; Viridiplantae; Streptophyta; Magnoliopsida; Rosales; Rosaceae
Source: RefSeq, a predicted model, not a curated record